AUGAACAGCGAUCUAAACAAUACAGCGGCGGAACGCACAAGAGCAGAAAUUGCCGUAGAUCCUCAGUAUCGGCAAUCGACUUUUGCAAUACCUGCGCACGAAGAUGACGCCUCGAUUCGCCAAGCAUAUCGACCUUUUUUGCUGGAUGCCCAACACGCCGAUGAUGAUUGGAUCACCAGACUUGAGCUCAGCACAGCGUUCAAAAUGGUGGAUGAACAGGUGAUGAAAAAUGGUGGUGAUAGGAUCAAAGUCCUAGUGCUGUACGGCAGUAUGCGAGAACGAUCAUAUUCGCGGCUGCUCGCUUAUGAAGCUAGUCGUAUCCUAUUCCGACUUGGCUGUGAUGUGAGAGUAUUCGAUCCCACCGGGCUCCCUGUCAAAGAUGACGUGCAGCAUUCGCAUGAAAAAGUACAAGAGCUGCGCGAACUGAGCAAGUGGAGUGACGGGCAUGUUUGGGUUAGUCCUGAGCAGCAUGGUAAUCUUACGGCUGUCUUCAAAAAUCAAAUUGACUGGAUCCCAUUGUCCACGGGGUCCGUGCGACCCACUCAGGGUCGCACCCUCGCCAUUGCCCAAGUCAACGGCGGCUCACAAUCUUUCAACACUGUCAACUCACUACGUAUACUUGGCCGCUGGAUGCGCAUGUUCACGAUACCCAACCAAAGCUCCAUUCCUAUGGCGUACAAGCAAUUCACGGAUGCGGAUGCUACUGAGGAAGGGGGAAGUAGGCUGAUGCCGAGUGGUAACCGAGAUAGAUUGGUGGACUGUAUGGAAGAAUUUGUCAAGUAUACCCUCGUUAUGCGACCGCACUUUGAUUUGUUUGGGGAUCGGUAUAGCGAGAGGGAAGAGAAGAGAAUAAAGGAUGAGAAAAAGAAAGAGGAAGAGAAGAAGGGGAAGGACAUUGUGAACAACGUGUCGUUGACAGACAUAUGA
Molecule: messenger RNA, 927 nt
Organism: Bipolaris oryzae ATCC 44560
Lineage: Eukaryota; Fungi; Ascomycota; Dothideomycetes; Pleosporales; Pleosporaceae
Exons: 3
Coding region: 1-927 (308 amino acids)
Molecular function (GO): oxidoreductase activity
Source: RefSeq, a predicted model, not a curated record